Rattus norvegicus (Norway rat) is the source of this 4993-nucleotide messenger RNA. The record is from RefSeq and is a predicted model, not a curated record. NCBI's taxonomy places the organism in Eukaryota, Metazoa, Chordata, Mammalia, Rodentia, Muridae.
UCGGCGUCUUUCUUCUUUCUCACGGGGCUCUGGGCGUCGGGCACCGGGCGGGCAGGUCGCCUCUCCGCGAGUUGGAGCUCGCCCACGCUGGGGCGGGAGGCCGGGGCCCCCAGGCAGCCGCGACCGCGGGGGAGGCGCGGAGCUAAGGGCCCGGGCUCUGCGUUUCUGCGCCCAGGACUCUGGCUCGAGGGGCGCCUGUCUGUAGUGCCCCGUCUGUGACUAACUGGGACCAGCCGUGAGUCCCGUGCACCCGAGCGAUGUGCGGUAUUGCCUGUUGUGCACGCAGGCCGGGCAGCCAGCUUGGGAAGGCACCCCAGCGCGGCUGUCCCGUAUCCCCGCCAAUGCCUAGUGUGGGAAACCCCUGAGGGGAGCCUCGGGGACACACGAGUCCGGGGUGCGGCCUGCAGAAUUUUGGUUUCUGGAGGAACUUAUCACGACCAGGUCUCCCAGUGGACUUUCUACAGCGAUGAAACCUAUGUUGUGGGGCACCACGAUGCUUCUGUCGGCCGUAUGAUGAGGAGGGAAAGUUGGCUUUGGAGCGCUGGGAGCCUGAGAAGCUGCUGAGAACCCAGCGCACCCUGCCUGACCACUGGCCAGCCCACAACACAAUGAACAAACUGACCUUCCAUAACAACAAAGUCAUGCAGGACCGCCGCAGAGUGUGUAUUUUCCUCCCCAAUGACAAGUCUGUGAGCAUCAUCAUAAAUGUUAAAAUUCUGUGUCACCAGUUGCUGGUCCAGGUGUGUGACCUGCUCAGGUUGAAGGAUAGUCACCUCUUUGGUCUCAGUGUUAUACAAAAUAAUGAACACGUAUAUAUGGAAUUGUCACAAAAGCUCUAUAAGUAUUGUCCAAAAGAAUGGAAAAAGGAGGCCAGCAAGGUACGACAAUACGAAGUCACUUGGGGCAUCGACCAGUUUGGGCCUCCCAUGAUCAUCCAUUUCCGGGUGCAGUACUAUGUGGAGAACGGGAAGCUGAUCAGUGACCGGAUUGCGAGAUACUAUUAUUACUGGCACCUAAGGAAACAGGUGCUGCACUCUCAGUGUGUGCUCAGAGAGGAGGCCUACUUCCUGCUGGCAGCCUUUGCACUGCAGGCUGACCUCGGGAACUUCAAAAGGAAAGUGCACCAUGGAGACUACUUUGAGCCAGAGGCUUACUUCCCAGCAUGGGUGGUUUCCAAGCGGGGGAAGGACUACAUCCUGAAACACAUUCCAAACAUGCACAGAGACCAGUUUGCACUGACAGCCUCCGAGGCAUAUCUAAAGUACAUCAAAGAGGCCGUCCGACUGGAUGACGUCGCCAUCCAUUACUACAGACUGUACAAGGAUAAAAGAGAGGUUGAAGGUUCACUGACCCUGGGACUGACCAUGCGAGGGAUACAGAUCUUUCAGAAUCUAGAAGAAGAGAAACAGUUGCUGUAUGAUUUCCCCUGGACAAAUGUUGGGAAGUUGGUGUUUGUGGGCAAGAAGUUUGAGAUUUUGCCCGAUGGCCUCCCCUCCGCCAGGAAGCUGGUCUACUACACCGGGUGUCCCACACGCUCCCGGCAUCUCCUGCAGCUGCUGAGCAACAGCCACCGGCUCUACAUGAACCUGCAGCCCGUCCUGCGCCACCUCCGCAAGCAGGAGGAGAAUGAAGAGAAAAAGCAGUACCGGGAAUCCUACAUCAGUGACAACCUGGACCUUGACAUGGACCCGCUGGAAAAGCGAUCCCGUGCCAGCGGGAGCAGCGCUGGCAGCAUGAAGCACAAGCGUUUGUCCCGCCACUCCACGGCCAGCCACAGCAGCUCCCACACGUCAGGCAUCGAGACAGACACUAAGCCCCGGGACCCAGGGCCAGAAGAUGGCUAUUCAGGCAGCGUCAUGCAUCGAAAGCUGAAGACCUGUAGCUCCAUGACCAGCCACGGCAGCUCCCACACCUCAGGCGUUGAAAGUGGAGGCAAAGACCGCCUGGAGGAGGACUCGCAAGAUGAUGAAAUAGAGAUGCUGGUUGAUGACCCCCGGGACCUGGAGCCCAUGACCGAAGAGUCCCUGGAAGUGAGCCCAGAGAUGUGUAUCUACAUCACACAAGACAUGCUGCUGUCCAGGAAGCUGAACGGGCACUCAGGGUUAAUUGUGAAAGAAAUCAGUUCUUCCACCUCCAGCUCCUCGGAGACGGUUGUCAAGCUGCGUGGACAGAGCACUGACUCUCUUCCACAGACGAUAUGUCGAAAACCAAAGACUUCCACUGAUCGGCAUAGCCUGAGCCUUGACGACAUCAGACUGUACCAGAAAGACUUCCUGCGCAUCGCAGGCCUGUGUCAGGACACUGCUCAGAGCUACACGUUCGGGUGUGGCCAUGAACUGGAUGAGAGCGGUCUCUACUGCGACAGCUGCUUGGCUCAGCAGUGUGUCAACAUGCAUGACGCUUUCCCCGUGAAGAGAACCAGCAAGUACUUUUCUCUGGACCUCACUCACGACGAGGUCCCAGAGUUCCUUGUCUAAGCCCCAGUGGCAGCGGGCAGCCCUGCGGGCAGCUGCUGUCUGCUGGAGGCUGUGGAGUCCGAGCGUCUUCACACGUUGUUUGUGCCAUAAUUUUUUCACCCCAAACUUAGCUCUCUCUUUAUAAUAUUCGAGAUGGAAACUAAAGCCUUGGAACAAUUGCACUUUAAGUAUUAUGCAGAGGUAAAAGAAAGCCAGAAUGUAAGAGGAAGACAAGUGCCCAGAUGUCUAUGGCCCUUUGGAAGAAGUGUGCUUGCUUUCCCGCCUUACCAGACUUCCCACGGUUAGACUGCAGUGUUUGUUCAUCUCCUGUUUAUCACGUGACAGACAUUGGGUUUAUCUGUUUGCUUAUGAGUUUUUUUUAGCCACUCCCUCAUGAAGCGCUUACGGUUUGAGGGGGAGGGCAGAGGGAAGUUCUCUCUUCUUUUAUGGAGAGCCAUUCUUAGUACAUAGCCAUUGCUGCCUCACGGAGGUUGACCCAAAAUGAACCCUGAAGUUGGUGGGAGUCAGACGGUUGUAGCCAAAGAUGCCUAUGUGACGGAAGCACCACGCAGUCCUGAAGACGUGUGCCGGGACACCCGGGGCUCCUUCACGCGUGGACAGGGCACGCUGCUGUUUUGUUCUUCCAGGAGCUUCCCAGGGAGCUCUGGGAUUCACUUGCGCCCGUGGUUCAUUUGCAGUUUACAAAGCUGGUAUAUGUUAAGAACCAGUGGAAAUGUCUCAGAAGACGUUUGUUUGGUUGUGUUUUCUUUGUUGGUUUUUAACGGUGGUGAACAGAUGGCAAUGCCCGUUUCUGCUUUAACAAGAUACCCUAACUGUACGUAUAUGUUGUACAUAUCUAGAUACAUGGGACUGUGUGUGUCUGUAUGUGUUUGAAGCUUCGUGACUCUUCAUUUGGACUUCCAUGUAUGUCUUGCACACAUAGAAUUCCUUGUUUAAUGUCGAGGAUACUUAGCCACAGACAAUCAGUUGAUAAAUGUAGAGGUAAGAGUGACUUUUUCCUUGUGUGCCUUUGGCCAAGAUUCUCAACCCUGAUUGCAUAACAGACUUAUCAGGGGAGCUUUUAAAACAUGCCUGGGUCCCACCCCGGGCCGGUUUAAACCAGUCUCCUCUGGGUGGGAGAUUGAUUUACGUUUUCCCAGGUAGAGACAGUAAUGCACAAGUAGGACUGGGGACCACUAAUCCGAGUGUGUCUUUCUAUUCAUUUGGAAGUAAAAGUGUACAGAGGACAUUGGUGAUGGAGAACGGGCCAUUUUUAAGACAGUUACUGGCCUGCUGCUGUUAUAGCGUAUAAUGAAACCAAGCCAGGAGAACGAGUUUAUCAACGUUGAAGGGUCGCUCGCCCUUCAGGAGAGAACUUCAUAGCACAAUGUCUUUCUAGGAGAUGUUUUUAAUGAUUUAGUAUUUUACAACAUUUGUUUACCAUAUUUUGAUACUCCAUUUUUGCUAUCUGCCAGGUUUUAUUAAAAAGAGGACUAUGUAUUAUUUUCUAAAGAAACUCAUAUUUUUGUACAAAAUUAUGUUUCCAAGUAAGGAAGAAGUAGAUUUAGGGUAAGGCAGAACAUAAGCAGUGUUUGCCCGUGGAUGGGUCAGUGUUCCAAAGCCCGUGGUGGCCACAGGCGUGCCCCACCAUACUGCCCUCCUGUGCUGGCACGGCCUCAGCAGCAUCUCACCCAGUAACUCUCACCUGACACUUUAAAGAAGGAAAAAGAAGUUCUGUGGUCAUGACUUUAUUUUGCUUUUGUCGAACGCUUUUAGAAGAACCAAAGUUUCAAACGCCAGAAUGUCUAAGUGUCUUGGUGUCCUCACGGAAGGUGGAAGGGCGAAGGGGUCAGUCACCUGACGGCUUCCUUUGCUUCCGAGUCAUUACACAAUCGCAUCAUAACCCAGACGCUUAGGGCCCAGACCCUGUUAAGGGGCGUGCCCUCCCAAGCUCUGAUUGUGGAGCUGUGCGCCCCGCAGCCCUCAGCGUCUCUUGCAGAUGCAAAGUGGUGAAGUUGCUUAAUCGAAUAGGUUGUACCUUUUCCUCUCUGCUCCAGAACCCAGGCUUCAGGGCUCUGCCCAGGCUGCCACUCCUCAGCUGCCCUCCUCCAGGCCGGCAGGAACAGUCUUACAGAUUUUCAAAGACAAAGACAGCCAGGGAACAGUUUCUAGUUUCUGACCCACGGUAGAGUCACACAGACAUAGGUGGAGAUCCACUCUGAAGACCUGACAUUUUUUGUAUUGGGGAAUCGUCAUCAAAAACAAAAAGAGGGAAGUAGAAAGCUGUCGCUCACGCUCGCUCGCUAGCACGCCCGUUGCUGGGGGAUGUGCCUCCCUGCCUCUUCUGCAUCUGCAUUUGAGCUUUGUAUCUCAGUAAGCUGCAAACAGUCCUUUCUGUGAAAGGAUCGUCAUGUCGGGAUGAUAACUGAAAGUAUGUUAAAAAAAAGAAAAGAAAAGCGGUGUUAUUUUGUAAUUAUUUCUUAUAGGUGUUUCAUGGUAAGAUCAACAGUCAAUAAAGUUAACUUUUUUGCCUUUAA